Molecule: messenger RNA, 697 nt
Organism: Cavia porcellus (domestic guinea pig)
Lineage: Eukaryota; Metazoa; Chordata; Mammalia; Rodentia; Caviidae
Product: nucleotide triphosphate diphosphatase NUDT15
Exons: 3
Biological process (GO): dGTP catabolic process
Cellular component (GO): cytosol
Molecular function (GO): 8-oxo-7,8-dihydrodeoxyguanosine triphosphate pyrophosphatase activity
Source: RefSeq, a predicted model, not a curated record
CUUCUGGCCUCGGCCGCGCCCCCGGUGAGUCGGCCCGGGGUCGGGGUCGGCGUGGUGGUGACCAGCAGCGAGCAUCCCCGCUGCGUCCUGCUGGGGAAGAGGAAGGGGUCGUUUGGAGCCGGCAGCUUCCAGCUUCCCGGAGGUCACCUGGAGUUCGGGGAGACCUGGGAAGAGUGCGCUCAAAGAGAAACCUGGGAAGAAGCAGCACUUCACCUGAAAAAUAUCCACUUUGCCUCCGUGGUAAAUUCUUUCAUUGAGAAGGAGAAUUAUCAUUAUGUCACUAUAUUAAUGAAAGGAGAAGUAGAUGUGACUCACGAUUCAGAGCCAAAGAAUGUUGAACCUGAAAAAAACGAAAGUUGGGAGUGGGUCCCAUGGGAAGAAUUCCCUCCACUGGACCAGCUUUUCUGGGCACUGCGUUGUUUAAAGGAGCAAGGCUAUGAUCCAUUUAAAGAAGAUCUGAACCACCUGGUAGGAUACAAAGGCAAUCAUCUCUACAUGACUAAGAAGAGUCUUUGAUCAAAAAAAAAAAAAAAAAAACUACAAAAAUAAGGUCAAGUUAAAGAAUGAAAAUAUUGAAAACUCCCAUUUUUAUUGAAAAAGUUACAUGUGAAUCUGGUUUAUUUGUAUUCUCUUAAUACUCACUACCUCAAGAAAAAUCUUUCUGGAACAUGUCAUUGAAUGGUAUUUCAGGGACAAA